UGUUACAUCAAUUUUUGUUUUUGACAUCGAUCGCUUCAAAUUUGUGUUGUCACGGUGAUACCCUUUUGUUCAAUUUCCUUCAUUUUGACAAUUAGAGACUCUACAUGCAUAUAUAAUCUAUAAGUUGAAUUUUAUAAAAAAAAAAAUAGCUUAUAGUUUUGUAUAUAUAAUUUUUUUUUGUACACCCUAGUGCUGUUAUUGAAUCAUUUAGUCAUUUAAGCUGUGUUAAGAAGUAAAUAGUAAAAUUAUCUUAUAAGUUAUAACUAUGUCUAUUAUAUGUUCCCCUUCUUGUGAUUAUUGUUUUAAGCUGUGAAGAAAGGAUCCUAGACAAUCCUAGAAUCCCAGUUGUAUUUUAGGUUUUACUAGGAUCAGGGCUCAUCCUGUUUCAAUCUCUGAAGCAAGGACAACGGACACUGACACGCUGAAACCGAUAAUAAUUUGAGAAAAUUACAUAAUUCAAUGCAAUCAUAUGUGUCGGUGUUUGACACCAAUGUGUAUCCGACACCAAGACACAUCUAAUCUGAGGAGUGUUUGUGCUUCAUAGCUUCUGAUAAAAGAGCUAUUGAACUUUUUCAAAGCAUGGCUCUCUCUGGUGAUCAUAAAAACAGAGGAGAGUUGAGGAUUUUUGACAGUGUAGAUGAGGUGAAAACUGUUUUGGCUGAGUACAUUAAUCAAAUGUCGGACGAAGCUGUGCAGGAUCAUGGAUUCUUUGCCCUCGCUAUAUCUGGUGGUUCUCUCAUUGAUUUAAUGGGAAAACUCUUGCAACCUCCUUAUAAUAAGACAGUGGACUGGACCAAGUGGUAUAUCUUCUGGGCUGACGAGUGUGUUGUCUCGAAAAAUCACGAGGAUAGCAGUUUUAAGCAUGCUAAAGAAGUCUUUUUGUCUAAGGUGCCUAUUGUCCCAAGCCAUGCAGUUUCUAUUAACGAUUCUGUGUCAGCAGAAGAAGCAGCUGAUGAUUAUGAGUUUGUCAUCCGACAGUUAGUAAGAACCCGUGUUGUCAACGCAUCUGAGAUUAGUGACUGCCCAAAAUUUGAUCUCAUUCUGCUUGAAUUGGGUACUGAUGGUCAUGUUGCCUCUUUAUUUCCUAAUCACCCAGCACUCGAUGAAAGAGAAGAAUGGGUAACCUUCAUCACUGACUCCCCUAUACCCCCACCUGAGAGAAUCACAUUCACUUUGCCUGUUAUCAAUUCUGCAUCCAAUGUAGCGGUGGUCGCAGCAGGUGAAAGCAAAGCAGAUGCUGUACUGUUGGCAGUAGAUGAAAUUGGACCUGAUUGCCCGUCAAUACCGGCAAGAAUGGUCCAACCAGCUAACGGGAAGUUGGUGUGGUUUUUGGAUAAACUGGCUGCCACAAAACUCGAAGACUCCGACUUGAACAAUUAGUAUAUGAAGUCCCUUGCAGAGAUCUAAUUUUGUAUGUAUUGUUGAGGGAUUUGACAAAUGUUUGAUCCUAAGAUCCUGCUUAUUUAUCUUCUCUUGGAUAGAAAGUCUUUGUUUUACCUUUUUUGUUCGGAGAAGUUGAGAGCAUUAUUCCAAUUUCCUCUUUUCCUUUCAAAACCUCAUUGGGUUAUUGGUUAUGAAGAUGAUGGCUCUUUUGUUUCAAACUUAAAUAGAAAAAAUAUACUUUUUCUUUUGCCGUUUGUGGCUAUUGAUGCAUGCAA
Medicago truncatula (barrel medic) is the source of this 1658-nucleotide messenger RNA. Its product is annotated as probable 6-phosphogluconolactonase 1. The record is from RefSeq and is a predicted model, not a curated record. Gene Ontology annotation, biological process: carbohydrate metabolic process; pentose-phosphate shunt. The coding region runs from base 580 to 1380 and encodes 266 amino acids. The transcript has 4 exons. Lineage: Eukaryota; Viridiplantae; Streptophyta; Magnoliopsida; Fabales; Fabaceae. Gene Ontology annotation, molecular function: 6-phosphogluconolactonase activity.